AUGCAGACUGCUUCUACAAACAUUUGUGAAAGACUGUGCAAUAAAUCCAUCCAUGAAAUUUCCUUGCUACUAAAUAUUCCACAGUCAACUGUUAGUGGUAUUAUAACAAAGUGGAAGCAACUGGGAACAACAAAAACAGCAACAGUAAAAAAAUGAAAGAGCAGGGUCAGCGCAUGCUGAAGCACACAGUGCGCAGAAGUCGCCAAACUGUCUGCAGAGUCAAUAGCUAAAGACCUUCCAAACUGCAUUUGGCUUUCAGGUUAGCACAACAGCUUCAUGGAAUGGGUUUCCAUGGCUGAGCAGCUGCAUCCAAGCCUUACAUCACAAAGUGCAAUACAAAGUGUCGGUGCAGUGGUGUAAAGCAUGCUGCCACUGGACUCAAG
This is a messenger RNA of Staurois parvus, 383 nucleotides long. The record is from the annotation of a GenBank genome assembly. NCBI's taxonomy places the organism in Eukaryota, Metazoa, Chordata, Amphibia, Anura, Ranidae.